GCCAGGUCACGUGGGCUCCAGCACGCCGGCCGCCAGUUUUAACCCAGCUCUGCCCCGGCUCCGCCCUCUGCCGCCAAUCUCCCCCUCCAUUGGCCGGGCUUCGGGCUGCACUAGUAGUAGCCCAUUCGAUCGGGCUUCUCAACUGCCAUAGGCUGGGUUCUACCCAGGACCCGCCUUUCCAGCUAGAUCGCCACGCCCCCCGAUAAAGGCCACGCCCCUAUUCACCCAUCUCUGUAGUGAGGAGGUGUCCCGCCCCGGCUACGGAGCUUACCCACUACAUUGGCUUCAUUUCUUCUUUUACUCCGCCCCCGAGGCCGGCUUGUAACCAACAUUGGCAGGGCCCCGCCUCGGGCCACGCCCCCGUCCGGCUCCCUGCUCCCAUUGUUUCGGCAGAUGCUGCCUGGUCCAGCAAUCGUGCUUGGUGUUCAGUUUUCUGGGGUCGCGCUCUUUCUCUGGUCUGUGGAGCGGCCCCGCAGCCGAGAACAAGAAUCCUGAGUUCGGGCGACUCUUCUUUCCUUUUUAGGACCCACUUUGCAUUCCCAGGACGGCUACAACUAUGUCUACACUGCGAUCUCUCCUCCUGCUGCUGCUGCUGCCUCUGUGUCCCGGUCCUGGUCCCGGAGCCGGGAGCGAGGCAAAGGUCACCCGGAGUUGUUGUGCAGAGACUCGGCAGGUGUGAGGGGCCCGGGGAUAUAGCUUAAACCUAAUCCCUCCAGCCCUGAUCUCAGGUGAGCACCUCCGGGUCUGCCCCCAGGAGUACACCUGCUGUUCCAGUGAGACAGAGCAAAGGCUGACCAGGGAGACGGAAGUUACCUUCCGAGGCCUGGUGGAGGACAGUGGCUCCUUCCUGGUUCACACACUGGCUGCCCGGCAGAAAAAAUUUGAUGAGUUUUUCCAGGAGAUGCUCUCAGUAUCCCAGCACUCCCUGACUCAGCUCUUCUCCCACUCCUACGGCCGCCUGUAUGCCCAGCACGCCCUCAUAUUCAAUAGCCUGUUCUCUCGGCUGAGGGCCUACUAUGGGGAGUCUGGUGAGGGGUUAGAUGACACCUUGGCAGAUUUCUGGGCACAGCUCCUGGAGAGAGUGUUCCCCCUGCUGCACCCACAGUACAGCUUUCCCCCUGACUACCUGCUGUGCCUCACGCGCCUCGCCUCUGCUACUGAUGGCUCUCUGCAGCCCUUCGGGGACUCACCCCGCCGCCUCCGCCUGCAGAUAACCCGGGCCCUGGUGGCUGCUCGGGCUUUUGUCCAGAGCCUGGAGGCUGGAAGAAAUGUGGUCAGUGAAGCACUGAAGGUGCCAGUGUCUGAAGGCUGCAGCCGGGCUCUGAUGCGGUUGAUUGGCUGUCCCCUUUGUCGGGGGGUUCCCUCACUUCUACCUUGCCGGGGCUUCUGCCUCAACGUGGCCCGUGGCUGUCUCAUCAACAGGGGACUAGAUCCUGACUGGGGCAGCUAUCUGGAUGCUCUCCUGCUCCUUGCUGAGAAGCUUGAGGGCCCCUUUUCCUUUGAGCUGGCAGCCGAGUCCAUCGGGGUGAAGAUCUCAGAGGGUUUGAUGUACCUGCAGGAAAACAGCGUGAAGGUGUCAGCCCAGGUGUUUCAGGAGUGCGGUCCCCCCGACCCAGUGCCUGCACGAAACCGUCGAGCCCCUGCACCCCGAGAAGAGAUGGGCCGGUUGUGGACGUCGGUGGCAGUGGCAGAUGAGGAACGGCCCACAACGGCAGCUGGCACAAACCUGCACAGGCUGGUGUGGGAGCUUCGCGAGCGUCUGGGCCGGAUGCGUGGCUUCUGGGCUGGGCUGCCCCUGGCAGUGUGCGGGGACUCCCGCAUGGCAGCGGACAUCUCUCUGGAGUCUGCGCCCUGCUGGACCGGUGCUGGGCGGGGCCGGUACCUGCCGCCGGUGAUCGGAGGCUCCCUGACAGAGCAACUCAACAACCCUGAGCUGGAGGUGGAUGCCUCGGGCCCCGACGUUCCCACACGGCGGCGACGGCUUCAGCUUCGGGCGGCCACCGCCAGGAUGAGGGCGGCAGCGCUCGGACACGAUUUGGACAGGCCGGACGCGGAUGAGGAUGCCAGUGGCUCUGGAGGAGGACAGCACUAUGCAGAUGACUGGAUGGCUGGGCCAGCAGCUGUGGCCCCCCCAGUCCGGCCUCCUCGACCUCCUCGCCCUCCUCGGCGGGAGGGUCCUGGAGGCAGAGGAGGAGGUGGCAGUGCCCGUUACAACCAGGGCAGAAGCAGGAGUGGGGGCACAUCUGUUGUUUUUCACACCCCACCUGUCUUCAUUCCCUUCCUGGUUGCCCUGGCUCUGCUUGGGCCUCGGUAACAGGGGAGGGGUGCCCUAGCAUCAGAAGGGUUCGUGGCUCUUUCCCCUCCUCCCUCUUCAGCUGGGCCUGAGGAGUUGAAAAGGGCUACAGAAAGAGUAGAGAAGGAACUUUGCAGAUGAACGAAUGGCUGGGGCCCCAAAUUUAGAUUCCCAUUGGUGGGCUGGGAGUGGGCAUGUGUUCACAAUAUUUAUUUUUUCAUUUGGUAAUGGAGGGGCUGGGAGUAUUUAUUUAGGAAGGAGGUGUGGACCUCAGCCCUGUAAGGCUGAGACUGGUCAUCAGCCCCAACAAGGAGGAAGGGGAGAAGUUUUAGAAUUGCAGUUUGGGAAGGAAGUUCAAAGUGGGGAGGGGUGCAACACUGCUGGGGUGGGGGCAUGUAGUCUCAGAAGUGGACACAACUGAAUGCUAAUGGGUGCACUGCAGGGGACUGGGGAUGUGUGAGUAGGACAGGAGGCUCUAUGGGCCUAGGUUCUGUUGAGGGUUUUUUUUUAUUUAUUAAUUUCUUAAACUAAAAUGUUUUUUAAAAAAGGACUCAUGACCUUUGCUGUCCACAUCAUCCUUCACAAGCUCUAAAUGUCAUGUUUUAGUGUUUGAGUCAGUGUUUAUUCUGCAAAUAAAUUGUAAUUUA
Messenger RNA from Tupaia belangeri chinensis (Chinese tree shrew), 2940 nucleotides. It is a transcript of the gene GPC2, whose product is annotated as glypican 2. The record is from RefSeq and is a predicted model, not a curated record. The transcript is spliced from 10 exons. Lineage: Eukaryota; Metazoa; Chordata; Mammalia; Scandentia; Tupaiidae. Gene Ontology annotation, cellular component: cell surface; plasma membrane; extracellular region. Bases 902 to 2314 code for a protein of 470 amino acids. Gene Ontology annotation, biological process: regulation of signal transduction; smoothened signaling pathway; regulation of protein localization to membrane.